ACCUCGACUCAACUCCAAAACGUCGGGUAGCGUACAACUAAAAGGGCUGUUGGCUAGCUAAGGGCCUGGAUUAGCUACCAUGAAGGUCCUGCAGCUAGCUUUCUUGCUUUGCUCACUGCCAACUCUCUUUGCUCUCAAGACAGGCGACUGGAAGACGUGUUCCCAGUCCGCAUUUUGUCGUAGAGGCCGAGCUCUUUCUGCACGAGCUAAGGAGGGCGGGUCAAGUUGGAAAUCUCCUUAUUCUGUUGACCCGGCGUCGAUUUCUGUCUCACCGGGAGAGGCAGCGUUCUCUGCUGCCGUCAAGUCCUCGAUCUAUCCGGACGUAAAGUUCAAGCUAUAUUUACAGGUGCUUCAGGACGGUGUUGUACGCGUUCGUAUGGACGAGGCCGGUGGACUGCGAAAACGAUACAAUGAAGCAGCUUCUUGGGCCCUUAUUGCGGAUCCGAAGGUUACUAGUGAAAUUCGAUGGACGGUUGGCAAGAAAGAUGUACGCGCGGUGAAUGGUGAUAACACAGUCGUCGUGGAGCUCUCACCACUCAAAAUCUCGCUCUUGAGGAAAGGAAAAGAGGAGAUUGUUCUCAAUGGCGGAGGCUUACUACAUAUGGAGCACUUUAGGGAGAAGAAGGAACAACCAAAGGCCGACCCACCGCCUGAAGGCGAAGAACAAGCACAAGAAGUGCUUGAGCAAGCCACUGAGAAGGUUAAUCCGGCUGCUUGGUUUGAAGGUGAAGAGGAUGGGUGGUGGGAAGAGUCGUUUAAGUCUUGGACGGACUCGAAACCGAAGGGUCCCGAAUCUUUGUCCCUUGAUAUUGACUUCCCUCACCACGGACAUCUAUAUGGCAUUCCACAGCAUGCAACACUUCUAGAUCUUCCAACUACAACUGGAGAAUCACCAGCAUUUGAGGAGCCUUACCGAUUUAUGAACGCCGAUGUAUUUGAAUAUCUUGCCUCUUCGCCGAUGUCUCUGUACGGCUCCAUCCCGCUGCUGUAUGCUCACUCUUCCUCGGGUUCGACCGUUGGCGUCUUCCACGUUAUCGGAUCUGAGACGUGGAUUGACGUCGCACACCCACGCAAAGACUCAUCCCAUACGCACUGGGUCUCCGAGAGCGGAAUACUCGAUACGUUCCUCCUUCCUGGACCGACUCCCGAAGCUGUCGCUGCGCAAUAUGCUCGCCUUACGGGUACUCCAGUCAUGCCCGCACAAUGGGCGCUUGGUUACCACCAGUGUCGAUGGAACUAUGUUAGCUCGGACGAUGUACGCGGCGUGCAAAAACGCUUUGACGAGGAAGAUAUUCCUGUUGAUGUAUUCUGGCUUGAUAUUGAGUAUGCUGAGGAGCAUAAGUACUUUAUGUGGGAUAAGAAGAAUUUCCCUGACCCGGUUGAUAUGAUUAAGGAUGUCGAAGCUGUUGAGCGGAAGAUGGUAAUCAUCAUCGACCCGCACUUAAAGCGAACAAAUACCUAUCCUGUGUACGAAGAGGCUAAAGAUAUGGACAUCAUGAUCAAAAAGCCGGACGGGACGACUGAAUAUGAAGGUUGGUGUUGGUCAGGUAGCAGCGCUUGGGUUGACUUCUUUCACCCGAAGAGCUGGAGUUGGUGGAAGAAGCUGUUUAAGACUGAACCUUCGAAGGAUAGCACGUUCACUUGGGUGGACAGUACGGAGAACGUUGGGAUUUGGAAUGAUAUGAACGAACCGUCUAUCUUCAAUGGCCCUGAGAUCACGAUGCAGAAAGACAGCAUACACUAUGGUGGAUGGGAGCACAGAGACGUACAUAACAUCAACGGCAUGCUCUUCACAAAUCAAACCUGGCAAGCACUCUACGAGCGGUCAGAUCCGCCAAAGCGACCUUUCGUCCUGACCCGCUCCUUCUACGCGGGAUCCCAGCGGUACGGUGCCAUGUGGACGGGUGACAACCUUGGCACUUGGGAACAUAUGGAAGUCGGCCUCAAGAUGGUUCUCUCAAAUAGCUUGUGUGGAAUGUCCUUCUCAGGAUCUGACGUUGGCGGCUUCUUCGGGAACCCUGAACCUGAAAUGCUCGUUCGGUGGUACCAAUUGGGCGCGUUCUUCCCAUUCUUUAGGGCACAUGCGCAUAUAGACACAAAGCGGAGAGAACCGUAUUUACUUGAUGAGCCAUAUAAGAGUAUUAUUCGUGAUACUCUGCGGUUGAGGUAUAAGAUGCUUCCGGUGUGGUAUACGGCGUUUAGGGAGACGAGUGUUACUGGGUCUCCUGUCUUGCGACCGCAGUUCUUCGUAUUCCCUAACGAUGAGAGGGGUGCCUCUCUGGACGACCAAUUCUAUAUUGGAUCGUCCGGCUUGCUCGCAAAGCCGAUAACGUCGAAGGGUACUACGGAGACGACCGUCUACUUAUCCGAUAAACAACCCUAUUAUGACUAUUUCACGAAUCAUAUCCAUCGAGGUGGCCAAAAGAGCAUCACAGUCAAAGCUGAACUCGACCAAAUCCCAUUCUUCAUCCAAGGCGGUUCGAUCAUCCCCACACGCGAACGUCCUCGUCGUUCCUCACCACUAAUGAAGAACGAUCCGUUCACUUUGCGUGUUGCACUUGGUGCGUCGGGAAGUGCUCGUGGUGAGCUGUAUUUGGAUGAUGGCGACAGUUACGCACACGAACGUGGAGAGCUUAUCUGGCGAGAAUUCAACGCGCGUCCUGUAGACGGUAAAGGGAAGAAAGGAGUGAGAGUGAAGAGUGUAGACCUCGUACAUGCUUUCCCGAGUGAAGCUGUCGAUGAUAUCUCCUUAACUUCUUACGACCCAACAAACCCAUUUGCGGAGAGCGUGAAGAAGGUGAAGGUGGAGCGAGUCGUCGUACUAGGGUUGAGCUCGAAGCCGACUGGUGUGAAAGCUGAGAGAGAGGGAAGGGAAUUGGAAUGGGAGUUUGUUGAAGGUGUUUCGGCUAAGGGUGCGAAGGAAGGUACGGCGAGUGUCUUGACGAUCAGAAACCCCGGUUUGUUUGUUGCGCAGGAUUGGGAUAUUGUUAUUGAGUAG
Messenger RNA from Fomitiporia mediterranea MF3/22, 2998 nucleotides. Its product is annotated as alpha-glucosidase. The coding region runs from base 80 to 2998 and encodes 972 amino acids. The transcript has 8 exons. The record is from RefSeq and is a predicted model, not a curated record. Gene Ontology annotation, cellular component: glucosidase II complex. Lineage: Eukaryota; Fungi; Basidiomycota; Agaricomycetes; Hymenochaetales; Hymenochaetaceae. Gene Ontology annotation, molecular function: carbohydrate binding; alpha-glucosidase activity. Gene Ontology annotation, biological process: N-glycan processing; carbohydrate metabolic process.